AUGGUCGGCCACGGCUCGAAACACUCUCCCAUCUACAUUUCGGACGACGAAAGCGAGGAUGGCGCACCACCUCUGGUGCCUCUGCCACCUGCAAGCUUUCCCCCCCUUCCUGCACCGAGUGUCCCGCCAAUCCUGCGUGUUCAAAAGCGAAAGCGGGAAGACGUUGUUGAUCCCAGAUGGCCACUGGAGUCGAAGAAAGCGAGAAAGCGGCGACGGAAGCUCGAGAAGGCCAUGGCUAGGAGCCAAGCUUAUUCUCAGCCUCCCCCGUUCUCCCUUGUCCCGUUUCUACAGUCCCCUGCACCCUGGAUUCCGUCUCCUGUCGAUUUUGCGAUGCAGUUUAUGCCGUCGCUUCCGCCAUUUCGUGACACUGUCCCCCCACGAAUGGAAGGCGGACACGGUUGGGGUCCUGUAGCCGGCCCUUCCAAUCUACACCAACAACAUUCGCCAAAUCUACCCCACGUCUUACCCCAGCUCCCAAUUCUAGCGUCUUCCCUUCCCCCGGUCUCGCCGCCUCCCUCUCCGGUCCCCGCACCCACAAACCAGCCUCCGAAAGCACCGGUCAAAAAGCCAGCAUCCCUUACAAUUGGCAUGAAACCAGACCUCGAUAAGAACAGCAAACAUGGAACCUUCAUCUACUCGCCUGUCACCAUCACCUCCAUCACACAACAACAUGCGACCUCAAAUCAAUACAUCCCCAACCCUGCUCGCACCCUGGUCAUGGAACAGCUUCCAAAAACUCACCGAUCCAAAGACUUUGUCAGAACAUGGAGCAAAGGCGCAUGUGGAGCCCAUCCCGUUUACUUCGCUGUGGAUCCACAGUCGGGAAAGGCUCUUGUCGAGUUUGCGACUGCUGAGUUGGCAAGAAAGGCAUGGUCCAGUCCGAAAAUCAGUCCUCCUGGUCAACCCAUAAAGGGCAAACCCCGCGCAGACUUGAUUCGAGCAUGGUGGUACCGCGUAGAAGGUGUUGGAGCUGGCGUGGGUGAGUUGGAGGAAGGUGAAAUAGAAGGUGACGAAGAAGAGAUUCGCGAAGCUAGUGCUCCCCCACAACCACCAGUGCCCAAGCCAGAGACGAAGAAGGAGAGAAAAGCCAGAUUAGCCAAAGAAAGAGCACUCAAGAUCGCCCAGUUGAAGGCUGAGACAACAUCUCCCCAAUCUUCGGUUCCCCCUCUUCCUCAGCAUUACGACGCAGUUCCAUAUCCUGCCCCGACAUGGCCUACCGACUGGGAAACAAACCCUCAGACGUCUUCUGUUCCAGCUACUCGUCCACUAGACCCAACCCAAUGGACAACUCAUUCAACCGCAGAGUGGUCCAAAUUCCAAUCUCCAUCAUUCGUCAUUCCGCCUCCUCCGGCCUCCGCAUCCAAUUAUUCCUCGAAAUCAGAAAUGGAUGUUGAUACCGAUAUGGAGAUGGAUGCCUCUCACUUGGAAUCGUAUCCCAACGACAAUGUGUCUCGCUCUGCUCUCGCUACCGCCAACGUCGAUCGUGGAUCAAUGACUCCGCCAUUGGAGCCCCGAGCGAUGAAGAACGCGCCAAAGGGACCCAGUUUCGUCAAGCGUUCACUGCUCGCACGGCAAAAAGAACUCGAAGAACGGAUUGCGAAGGGCCGACUUGAGCUUGAGGCUAAAGGGAUUCCUAUGGAAUCUGUUUCAACUCCACCUGACGCAGCAUCAAUGGAGGACAACUUACGCCAGCUCGUGCUCAAGAGUCAGAAGAACAGACUUAAGGCUGCACUCCCAAAGCAACCCGUUGACAUUCCCCCUCCUGUAUCUUCAUCGACAUCCUCGAGUUCUUCUCAUUCGAACACACCGUCUGCUACCGUGAGCGUGUCAACUUUCUCGUUGGACGCCAUGGCCGAGUCUUUCAUUACCGAAACAAUUCAAAGUCUGCUGCCGAACGCCAUAGUAACUGCGCCUCCCCCAAAGCCAAUGGGUCUCAAGGAAGAGUUGGCUGCAAAGCAACGACAGCUGGAGGAACAUAUUGCGGAGACCAAGUCGUUGAUGGCGCAACUAGCGGCUGCGAAAAGUAAACAGGAGAAAGAUCGGCUUCUCAGUAUCAUGCGGGAAAAAAGCAGGAUCAUGGACGGGUCCCCAACAUUUGGCACACUGGUUUCGAAAACACUGCCUCAGUCUGUUGUCGAGCCCGCUAUGAAACUCCGGUGGCCCGAUAGCAGAAACGACGUCUGUGUCUUGAUCAUCAGCGACGACGAGGAAGACGACGAGAGUGACGCCGAAUCGACACUCUAA
Mycena indigotica is the source of this 2244-nucleotide messenger RNA. Its product is annotated as Fecal droplet protein. The transcript is spliced from 3 exons. The record is from RefSeq and is a predicted model, not a curated record. The coding region runs from base 1 to 2244 and encodes 747 amino acids. NCBI's taxonomy places the organism in Eukaryota, Fungi, Basidiomycota, Agaricomycetes, Agaricales, Mycenaceae.